CGUGGCUCAAUUACUCUCAUGCCUUCGCUGAGCUCGUCCGACCCUUGGGGUGCUCUCCAUGUCAACCUCCUUCCUCUCUUCAAUGUUCUUAAAUUCUGGUAUCACAGAGAGGAUCUCAACCAAUAUGUCAAGCAACAUAUUGCCGCUGUUGUAUCUGCAUCACCUUCUCGGAGUGUGGCGACCUUGGAGAAUGAUACAAUAGAACUAUUAACCUCAGGAAUGGUUACUCUGAAUGCGAAACUGAACGGCGUGGAGGAUGACAAACUGGUUGGCCGAGUAGUCGACCGUUGGGGUUUCUUUUGGGACCAAGUACUGACAUACGUAGAAGGGGUUUUGUUACCGCUACAGAACGACCCUCUCUUGUCCGCCCUGUAUCGAAACCGACCAUCUUCGCCCCGCAGACAAGUCACUCAAGGUUCCACUGGUCUAAAUAACGCCCCAACGCCGUCCAUUGACAUCAGAACCUUGGCUCUGCGCUCUUUCCGGGACAAAAUUAUUCUACCCUUGUCUGGAAGGUUGUACACUCGUCUAGCUAUAUGGGUCAAACAGGAAGACAGCCCAGAUUUUCCUUCACGACUUCAUCAAAUGCUCCUUGUGUUGAGUGCACAAGCAAGGUCACGUCCACCCGCGUUCUCGUUGACAGCACCUCCACCGUUACCAGCACCGGGAGAGACUGCCGUGAACGACCUUCUGCGAAUCGUUCGGUCCCCUCGUUCCAUGCGCUCCCACUUGAAGGCUCGUGGCGGUCAGUCCCUCAAGUCUAGGGAUGUUUCACCUAGAGCACCCAGUUUCUUGUCUGGCGGUGUCCCUCGGGACCGGCGGGGUCGAAUAGCCGUGAAGAGUAACGCACAAGAUACUUUACAUUCGACGACACGAGACCAAGGCGACCCAUCAGGUGAUGAGACACCUCGGACUAUUGCCGCCGGGAAUCUGUUGGAGAUGGAGCGAGAGAGAGGAAGGGAGAUUUUGGAUUCGUUGAGGAGUCCCGAUAUAGAGACCGCCGCCGCAUAUGCCAGUUCCGGAGGAUGGGGUCUAGGUGCAGGCAAGGUCGACAGCUCAAAACAAACACAGGAGGAAGAUGAGCUUUUGGAUUGGGACCAAGCUCAAGCUGUUGUUGAGGAAAUGAUUGGAAUGGAACAGGCCACCGCCGUUCAGAGCACUGCGAGUCGCCGACGAAUGACAUAAUAUUGAAGGAAAUAAGAAGUUAGCAUUGUAGCAUUGUAUUGUAUACAAAUUUCAAUGAUAUCCCU
Messenger RNA from Marasmius oreades (fairy-ring Marasmius), 1250 nucleotides. RefSeq lists its product as uncharacterized. Bases 19 to 1185 code for a protein of 388 amino acids. The record is from RefSeq and is a predicted model, not a curated record. Gene Ontology annotation, cellular component: TORC2 complex. Lineage: Eukaryota; Fungi; Basidiomycota; Agaricomycetes; Agaricales; Marasmiaceae. The transcript has 4 exons. Gene Ontology annotation, biological process: TORC2 signaling.